AUGCAACAACGUCACAGAGUUCAGCCAAUGGGAGUUCGAGGUAUAUUGUGACGUCAUACCUCCCGUAGGGUACACAGAAGCACAAUGGGCUACGUUCUUGGAUUUGUUUUGCUUCAUAGAUUCGUUUAGUCUCACACAAACGUGGGGUAAAAGAUACUGUGUUGACGAUGUGCAUUCGGAUUGUUCUAUUUGGGACGAUGACGAAGCUGUUGAGGGUUGUCUAUUUGGUCUUACUGGUUUGAUAACAGUCCGAUCAAAUUCCAUUGACCAUUACCGAAAUUGGGAUUGCUUAUUGUGUAAUUACUUUGAUGAUCAUUUCCUUUCUUUUACCGAAUGUGGGCCAAGCGCCCCGAUUGUUCAUGAACCACUUGUACCGGAAGGACCAAUUUCAUAUAGUUCAAUCUUUCGCGCGUCUUCUUUACCACUCCCUCAAUCAAAAUGUCAACAAUAUCAAAUCUACGACGAGACCUUCGCAGAAUGCAAACCCCUUCUUGCAAGAAAUAAAAUCAACUUCGGAGAAGUUUUGAAAAAAUAUGCAGUCAUUUUAGAGUACAAAGAACACUCGAACAGUUGUGGUAUAUCUUUAUUUACUGGUUUGGAGAGUGCUAACUCGACAACGAGGCUCAAAGAUGUCUCUCAAAAACUGUUAGAAAUUAAUUUAAUGGAACGAGAUUCGAAAGUCUUGGGUAUUAAUAUUCAACCACUCGGAAAUUUUAGUUACCGUGUCAUCUUUGAACUGCUAGAAAACUCGGAAGAAAAUGAGCUAGUAGAAAGUAAUAUUGGCCAUGAACUGAAGAUUCAAAACCUCGCUUUUCAUUCACAUAUACGCAAUCUCACUAGAUCUAACGGACUUUGCAAAUACUCAUUGAACAGAAGCAUCGUUCGUGAAAUGUUGUGUGCUAAAAACGAGACAUUCUCUUUGAAUGAAGUUGAAAUAUAUGGAAACAAGAGUUUAUUUAUUAACAAAACAGGACAACUUUACAGCGCUCAGGAGUACUUGUUGUUUAAAAACGAAAAACGAUUGGCUUUGUGUAAAGAUUACUGGCCUGGAAAUUGUUCCUUUUACAUUGAAGUAAAUAAUGAAUCUGAUUGGUCAAUCUUCGAGAAUGGCUCUGUUCAUACUGACGUGACAAAAGUUUCAUGGUUACACUAUGGGGAAUAUACGAUAGUUGAUGGUGUGUUAAGAUUUUGUUCAAGAUAUCCAAGAGCAGUACUUAGUAGUAAAACCUCGAUACAUGAAACCAUUUUGUCUCAUGCGACAACA
This is a messenger RNA of Paramuricea clavata, 1264 nucleotides long. The record is from the annotation of a GenBank genome assembly. Lineage: Eukaryota; Metazoa; Cnidaria; Anthozoa; Malacalcyonacea; Plexauridae.